This is a messenger RNA of Sceloporus undulatus (fence lizard), 5017 nucleotides long. RefSeq names its product atrophin 1 (gene ATN1). Lineage: Eukaryota; Metazoa; Chordata; Lepidosauria; Squamata; Phrynosomatidae. Gene Ontology annotation, molecular function: transcription corepressor activity. The record is from RefSeq and is a predicted model, not a curated record. Gene Ontology annotation, cellular component: nucleus.
AGAGGCCAUUGUAUCACAACUCCAUUUUCUUUCCUGUCUCGGCCUCCUCUCUUCAAAAUGUGAUCCCUUCAACAGGGCCUGCUGGCCAAACUUGAAGAAUACCAGCAGGGAUGAGGGUAAAGGCUUAUGGUCAUCAGUUUGGAAGAAACUGAGCUACAUCGAGAUAGUCCCCAUUUUCUUGUUGGUGGUGGCGGCUGUAUUUCAUAGAAUUUUAGAGUUGGAAGAAACCUCAAGGGCCAUCCAGUCCAACCCUUUGCCAUGCAGACAUUCACAAUCAAAGCACUCCCUGUGACAGAUGCCAUCCAGCCUCUGUUUAAAGACCUCUAAAGAAGGAGAUUUCACCACCCUCUGAGAAAUUGCAGGGAACCCAUAGCAUACCUGGACAAAUAUUAUCCUGCCUCUUCCUGCUCUUUUCCUAAGGAGUGAAGAGUGUGUUUUCCUUGAGGCUUCCACCUCAGUCUCCCAAGGAAAUAGAAGUGUGGGAGAAGGCAUAAAAGUUAAUGUUUUCAUCUACCCGAACAAAGGAGAAUGGGGACCCUACACCCAAAAGAAUGAAGACUCGACAGAAUAAAGACUCUAUGUCAAUGCGGAGCGGUCGGAAGAAGGAGACUCCGGGGCCCCGAGAGGAGCUCAGGACACGGGGUCGAGCUUCUCCAGGUGGUGUCAGUACCUCCAGCAGUGAUGGCAAGGCUGAGAAAUCCCGACAAACUACCAAGAAAGGUCGUGUGGAGGAGUCAAUGGCCCCUAAAGGAAGCAAGCAAAGCCGACCAGAAGAAAUUUCAGAGAGUGAAGGAGAGGACACCAAUGCCCCAAAGAAAACUAAAACAGAGGAGCUGCCGAGACCUCAGUCUCCCUCAGAUGUGGACAGCCUAGACGGUCAUAGCUUCAACGAUGAGACCAGCAGUGACCCCCGUGACAUCGACCAGGACAACAGGAGCACCUCUCCCAGCGUCUACAGUCCUGGGAGUGUGGAGAAUGAUUCUGAUUCUUCCUCUGUGCUUUCCCAAGGGCCGUCCCGCCCUUAUCAUCACCCCCCACUCUUCCCCCAGAGUCCCUCUCCCGCUCCCCUGACUGAGGGCCUUCCUCGCCCACCAGAGCCAGCCUUCAGCUUGGCAGGGGAGGUUCAUCCUCCUGGCCCGACAAGUGGAUUCCCGUCUCAACUUGAAGCCCAGCCCUCAAGGAUUUUCCAGGCCCAGGCCCCCCCGCCAGCACCACCUCCCUCCACCAACUCUUCUUCCUCCCCUUCCUCUUCCUCCUCCUCCUCCUCUUCUUCUUCCUCCUGCAGUACCCAUGUCUCCCUCUACCCAAAUACCAAUGUGGUCCAGAUGGGGCCCAAGGCUGUGAGUGUGGGAGCAGGGAUCCCUGCACCAAGCGGGCGUGAGCAGCCACUGAGCACCAAGCACAACCCUCCCCCUACAACCCCCAUAUCCCUGCCUCCAAUGGCAGGUGGCUUGCCCCCUCAGAAGACACCCCCAAACAACUCCCCUUCAGUGAUACCCCCUUCGGCCGCCCCCUUCCCGCAUGUGUUGGCCAACCUGCCGCCUCCACCUGCCCUGCGCCCUCUUAAUAACAUGACUGCCAGCUCCAGCUCGCCCGGCAUAGUGGGGCCAGCGAUGGGCGGACACCUCCCGUCCCCCCAUGGAAUGGGGCCAGACAAGUCCCCCGUCCCAUCCCGCUACCCCUAUGCACCCCCUCCGCCCCCUCCCAGCUCCUCUGGCCAGUACGGCCUCCCUCCCCCAUCCCAGGCACUGCCAAGCUACAGUGCUUCCUCCUACGGACACUCAUUCCCACCGCCCAGCAGCCUCUCUGUCUCCAGCCAGCCCCCCAAGUACACCCAGCCCUCUAUGCCCUCCCAGCCCGUGUGGAGCCAGGGACCCCCACCCUAUAGCCGUCCCCCAGGGAACCCUGGCUCCCAUCCCCCUCCAGCCUCCUUCCCCGGCCAAGCUGUCCAUCACCAGCAACAGCAGCAGCAGCAACACCAUAACCACAACCACAAUCACAGCACUGGCAACACUGGGCUUCCCCCAGCGGCAGCGGCUGCCACAACCCAGACCUCGGGAGGGUAUUCCCAUCCUCUGGAGCCAGGCCCACAUCAUCCUUCCCACGCUGCCUAUGGGUUGCGCCUCUACCCACCCCAUGGCCAUUCCACAUAUAGUCAGGCUCCCUCUGCUGCUUCUGCUGCUUCUGGUUCUUCUUCCUCCUCCUCCUCUUCCUCCUCCUCCUCUUCUUCCUCCUCCUCCUCCCAGGGGCCAUAUCCUGGGGUCUGUAGCCAUCCCCAAGGGCAGAACAAUGCCACCUAUGCUUUUCCCCCUCCACCUCCCCCUUCACCUGCACAUGGGGCCGGACCCCCAGUCACUUCUGCCUCAGUGACACUCUCCACGGUCAUAACCACCAUGGCUGCUUCCUCCUCUUCCUCCUCCACUGCCACCCCCUACAAGACCGUGUCACCUCCAGUGGGCCCCCCCGUUGUGGCCUCAUAUGGAAAGCGGACAGCUUCCCCAUCACCCCCCUUUCAGCCCCCUGCCCCCUACAAGCCCAACUCCCCACCCUCUUCCUCCUCAGCAUCCUCCUUCCGAGCAGCCACGCCACCAGGCUAUAGGCUGACCUCUUCCCCCGUGGCUGGAGGCUACAAGGCCCCCUCGCCAGCCCCCAUUGCCCCACAGGCCUCUGGGAGCAUGGCUGCCCCUCCUCCACCUUUGCCUCCACUGCCCCUCAGUGCUGCACAGAUCAAGCAAGAGCCUUCCGAGGACUACGAGCCUCCUGAAAGCCCAAUGCCCCCUGUCCGGAGCCCCUCACCAGCCCCCAAAGUGGUGGAUGUACCAAGUCAUGCCAGCCAGUCAGCCAGGUUCAACAAACAUCUGGAUCGUGGCUUCAACUCUUGCUCACGGACUGAUCUGUACUUUGUGCCCCUGGAUGGCUCCAAACUGGCCAAGAAACGGGCAGAUCUGGUAGAGAAGGUACGCAGGGAGGCAGAACAGAAGGCCCGGGAAGAGAAAGAACGCGAAAGAGAGAGAGAACGGGAGAAGGAACGGGAGAGAGAGAAAGAAAGGGAACUGGAAAGAAGUGUGAAGGUGGCACAAGAAGGCCGAGCAGUGGAGUGUCCAUCUCUUGGUCCUGUCGCUCACCGCCCAUCCUUUGAACAGGGCAGUGCUGUGGCAACUGUCCCACCAUACCUGGGCCCUGACACACCAGCUCUUCGUACCCUCAGCGAGUAUGCCCGGCCCCAUGUGAUGUCUCCAAGUAACCGCAACCAUCCCUUCUACGUCCCGCUGGGUGCUGUUGACCCAGCACUGCUGGGUUACAAUGUGCCAGCCAUCUACAGCAGUGACCCGGCCACUCGGGAGAGAGAGCUGAGAGAGCGAGAAGCCCGUGAGCGAGAUCUUAGAGACCGUGACCUGCGUGAGCGCCUUAAGCCUGGCUUUGAGGUGAAGCCAGCUGAGUUGGAGCAGCUCCACACUGUUCCUGGUGCUGCCAUGGAUCCUUUUCCACGUCACGGGGGGUUGGCUUUGCAGGCGGGCCCUGGCUUGCACCCUGCUUUCCCCUUCCAUCCGGGGCUGGGCCACCUGGAAAGAGAGCGGCUAGCGUUGGCGGCAGGCCCUGCCUUGCGUCCUGACAUGUCCUAUGCCGAGCGCUUAGCAGCUGAGCGACAGCACGCGGAGAGAGUGGCUGCUCUGAGCAACGAUCCCUUGGCUCGGCUGCAGAUGCUCAACGUGACUCCUCACCAUCAUCAGCACUCCCACAUCCACUCUCAUCUUCACCUCCACCAGCAGGAUGCCAUUCACGCAGCUUCUGCCUCUGUUCACCCUCUUAUUGACCCACUGGCUUCUGGGUCGCAUCUCACCCGGAUACCCUACCCAGCUGGUGCCAUCCCUAACCCACUUCUGCCACAUCCACUCCAUGAAAAUGAGGUGCUGCGCCACCAGCUUUUUGCUGCCCCAUACAGAGACCUGCCUGGCUCACUGUCUACCCCAAUGUCUGCAGCACAUCAGCUCCAAGCCAUGCAUGCACAGUCUGCAGAGCUGCAGCGCCUGGCCCUGGAACAGCAGCAAUGGCUGCAUGCCCACCACCCUCUGCAUGGCGUACCACUCCCAACCCAGGAGGAUUACUACAGCCACCUGAAAAAAGAAAGUGAUAAGCCCCUUUAGAUGGAUUCCAUUCCCCAUGAUGACUUCAUCACCCCUUUGCUGCUGCUUCUUCUUUGAGAGGAAAACCAACCAACCAAAUCCUGGGGCCAGAAGGAAGCUGCACAAUGACACAACUCCCAGUCUCUAUCAACAAGAGUGACGGAACUAGAACAACUGCUGUGUGGAGGGAGGACGGGUGGAAAAAAGGAAGGACAAAGAGGGUGUGAAACACCAAUUAGGACGUUUGGCAAAUGGCUCACCUUUCCCUUGUAUCCAGUAAGUGAUGGUAUUAUCCCCCAUGUGCCUCUUCUGUGCCCUUACCCCACCCCAAAUCCUUGGGCACAUCUGGCUAAUCAGCAGGAACUCAAAGCAUGAUGGACUAAAUACACCUCCUUCCACACCUUGAUCAACAAAAUCCAGAGGAACAGUGCAUCGUGGAACUUUGCUUGAAGGCAUUGUUGUGUUCUUCCUCAACCCUUGAGAGACUGAGCUAAGUCAAUAGGUGCGUAGCACCGUGUGAGUAUCUUCGGGGGCUGCUGUCUUUUUAUCCAUGCCUUGGUGAUAGAGGAGAAUGUUACAGGACUCUUGUAAGAAUGGCAACUCUCCUUUCCCCUUUUGUCCCCUGGGCAAGAAGAGAUCAGCGUGGCCAAGUGAUGCAAGGCAUGGUGGGACUUUCCACAGUUGCGGCCGCCCCUUUCCUCUUCACCCAUUCCAGUUGAUGUAUCCAUGCACAUCCCGUUAGACGUGGCAGUUUUGCGUAGCAAUUUGUGAUUCCUUGACUUCCCCGUGUGUGUGUCUAAUCUCACGGUUGUAUAUCUUGAUCUGUCCUAUAUAUUUACAUAAGAACAUUAAAAGAUACCCAACUAUGGGAGAAAAAUCUCCCUACACACCCA